Diospyros lotus (date-plum) is the source of this 1489-nucleotide messenger RNA. Its product is annotated as auxin-responsive protein IAA11-like. Lineage: Eukaryota; Viridiplantae; Streptophyta; Magnoliopsida; Ericales; Ebenaceae. Gene Ontology annotation, molecular function: protein binding. The transcript has 5 exons. Gene Ontology annotation, biological process: regulation of DNA-templated transcription. The record is from RefSeq and is a predicted model, not a curated record. Gene Ontology annotation, cellular component: nucleus. The coding region runs from base 272 to 1213 and encodes 313 amino acids.
GGUAGGGUGGGGGUGUUAGCUACGGUUGGAGAAAGCCAAGAAGACGAUAAUAAUGGCAGUGAGGCGCACAAAGCCGACAGCUUCGGCCCCACCCGCCACCAACCGACCCCAUCUUCAUCUUCCUAGAAUUAACAUUCCUCUCCUCUUUGCUUUCCAAAUUCCAAUUACCCAUCCAAAACAAACCCCCCCCCCCACCCCUCCUCUCCUCGUUAAAAUUUGUUGCUCCAAUCGUUCCAACCCGCCAUACUGAUUUUUCCGAUUAGAAGCUGUGAUGAAAGGCAAUCUGGGUAGUUCUGGCGGCGGCGGCGGCGGAGCUUCGUCCACGUCGACGGUGUCCCGGGAGGACAACCUCCUGGUUUUGACUUCCGAUGAAUCCUCACCGUACCAAUUCCAGCCGCCUGAAUCGUCUGAUCUUGAGUUGGGUCUUGGCUUGAGCCUCGGCGUCGGCGGUCAGUAUGAUGGGAGUAGGGUCGUCGCGGCUAAGCACUUCCCUUUUAUGGAUUCGAAGUCGUCUUCCUCUUCUUCUUCUGCUUCUUCAUCUGCUUCUUCUUCAUUGACCAAAGCUAAUUGCUCCGCCGGCACCAAGAGAACCGCUGAUUCCUUUUCGCCACCGCUGCCCGCUAAUCGUGGCGGUGUCAGGAAUCAAUAUGUGGGAUGGCCUCCUGUCAGAGCUUAUAGAAUGAACAGCUUGGCCAACCAAGCAAAAUUACCUUCCAGUGAAGAAUUUCAGUCUACGGUCGAGAAAACUAACAAAAAGAAUGUUGUGGUAGAUGUUACUAACAGUAGCAUCCAUAAGAACAAACAAGAUGUUGAAGAGAAAGGACAGCUGCAGACUUCACUUUUUGUGAAGGUGAACAUGGACGGAAAUGGAAUUGGAAGAAAGGUGGAUCUGAAUGCUCAUCGCUCAUAUGAAACCCUAGCACAAGCACUGGAGAACAUGUUCUGUAGACCCACCACAACUGCUGGACCAAAUAUGGACGAGCAUGAUGUAAAUGCAGAGCAAAUAGUUUCACACUCCAAGUUAUUGGAUGGAUCAUCAGAGUUUGUGCUAACAUAUGAAGACAAAGAAGGAGACUGGAUGCUAGUUGGUGAUGUUCCAUGGGGGAUGUUUCUUAGCUCUGUGAAGAGGCUAAGGAUCAUGAGGACAUCAGAGGCUAAAGGAUUCGAACCAAGAUUUCAAGAAAGAAAUGGGAGACAAAGUGAGGGCAUCUAGAUUAUAUUUUCCACCUUAUUUUCAGGAUGAUGAAAAGACUUGGCAUUUGAAGAGUGAAAUACAGAGAAGAAAAGAGACUGCAUUUUGUUGGAGUAAUAACUAGUCCUCUUCGGUUUAUUUCCGUUUGGAGAUUUACAUGGUCUUUCACAUAUUAUACCUUGUUCACCGGUCCGUUGGGAGAGGUUUUUGUCUAAAUGAUAACAGCAUCUUGCUUAUCUAUGAUACAUACAAAUGCAUAGUUUGGGACUAUUUCAAUAUAGUUUUGUUUUUGGUGUA